This is a messenger RNA of Thyridium curvatum, 2022 nucleotides long. RefSeq lists its product as uncharacterized. The transcript is spliced from 3 exons. The record is from RefSeq and is a predicted model, not a curated record. Gene Ontology annotation, molecular function: transmembrane transporter activity. NCBI's taxonomy places the organism in Eukaryota, Fungi, Ascomycota, Sordariomycetes, Thyridiales, Thyridiaceae. Gene Ontology annotation, biological process: transmembrane transport. The coding region runs from base 1 to 2022 and encodes 673 amino acids.
AUGACGGAAGACACAACACUUCAGCGGCCCAGGCACGAUCAUCAUUUGGAAGUUGUGGCCUCCAACACGUUCUCGGGAUCCUAUGCCGAUCUCCAAACUCUGCAUCCUCCUUCUGAGCGACCCAACCAGUCAAAAGAUGCCCCAGAGGGUGGCUACGGCUGGGUGUGUGUUGCGGCAACAUUCUUCAUCAACGCCCAUACAUGGGGUGUGAACUCGGCCUAUGGUGUAUUCCUCUCAUUCUAUCUGUCCGACAAUACCUUCCAGAGCACCUCCGCGCUCGAGUAUGCGUUUGUUAGCAGUCUCAGCAUCGCUAUUGCCAUGCUUGUAUCGCCUCUGGCAACAUAUAUGACUCACCAUCUCGGUGUUCGACUGGUGGUAGCCAUGGGAACGAUACUCGAGGCGGGAUCGUUCAUUGCGACUUCAUUCGUCCACGAAAGCUGGCAGCUGAUGCUAUCGCAGGGAAUAUGCUUUGGGCUUGGCAUGGGUCUCAUCUUCGUGAGUUCCGUCGGGGUUAUAUCACACUGGUUCGACAAGCGACGCAGUCUUGUCAAUGGGAUAGCGGCAGGCGGAUCCGGAAUUGGUGGCCUCAUAUACUCGUUAGCAGUGGCUACCAUGAUUCCGCGACUUGGUCUGCCCUGGGCGAUGCGUAUCUUGGGCAUCAUAUGCCUGGUCGUGAACACCAUUGGAGGCUUGCUGCUCAGGCUGCCUCAUCGAAACAAUGCCUCCCACAAACAGCCCCCAAUGCGGCUGGGAAUUUUUCGCAACCCGGCGUACCUAUCCCUUCUAGCAUGGGGAAUCAUGAGCUCGAUGGGAUACGUUGGACUGCUGUUCAGCCUCUCUAGCUAUGGUGUGGCGGUCGGUCUUUCCCAACAUCAAGCCAGCAUCGCGAGCGCACUUCUAAACCUUGGCCAAGCUUUUGGCCGUCCGCUCUUCGGCUUUAUCAGCGAUGCUCUGGACAGAGUCAGUAUGGCCAUCGCAGCAACAUUGUUCACUGGUGUCUUUUGCUUCGUUGCUUGGAUCUUCGCACAUUCGAUGGGAGUGAUCUGCUUCUUUGCGAUCGUGGUGGGCUUGACCGCAGGGACCAUGUGGGCAGCAGCUGGUCCCAUCGCCUCUGAAGUCGUUGGCCUCUCUGAGCUUCACGGGGCCUUGGGCUUCUUUUGGUUCUCUAUAGGGGCACCCAUGGCCGUUGCGGAGCCGAUUGCUGUCCAGCUUCGGGGGGGCACAACCGCGUCGAAGCCGUACCUUCGAGUACAGAUCUUCAUAGGGUCGAUGUAUAUAGGCGCAUAUUUGACAGAUGGAAACUCGAUCUUCCAUAGUUCGCUCGAGGAGCUUCACCGGCGACUCUCCUUUGGAGUAGUCGGCACGAGAGAAGGCGUGGUCGUGUCAAUCGGCUACCAGAUUCCUCCCGAGACAGGUUUCUUGUUUGAAAUUCGGAGGUCGUGGGACUUCACGCCGGCCCAAUCCUUGACCACUGGCCAAAAGGAGGGGGGUGCGGUCGAGUUCAUUGAGUUUCUCGAAGGAACGUUGAAACCAUUUAUCUCGGCGCGGCUGAUGGAGAAGCGUGGGCUCAGGCCCGGCCGCGAGGCUCUAUUUGGACACUCUCACGGGGGCCUAUUUUGUCUUCAUACAUUGUUCACGCGCCCGAACCUCUUUGACUGCUUCCUUGCCAGUAGUCCCAGCAUAUCCUGGCAUGAGGAGUUUGUCCUCCGCGAGGAGCAGACAUUCGUCACUGCUGUGGCAGACGCAACCGCGCGAAAACCGUCAUUGAUGCUAUUUGUUGGCGGGCAGGAAUCUACAGCGCAGCGGCGGCGGGAAGAGCCCGAGGAGGUCUUUGCCAAACGCAAACAGGGCCACGAGAGUCGUAAUGUGGUAGGGCGCACGAUUGCCUUGUACGAUCGGCUGAAGGAUUGUCCACGGCUCGAGCAUGUGUCUCUCGAUGUUUACGAGGCCGAAGAUCAUUGUACAGCUAUCCCUUGCGCGCUGACACGGAGUUUUGCAAGGUUCCUUGAUGAGUGGUAUUAG